This is a messenger RNA of Theobroma umbraticum, 3248 nucleotides long. NCBI's taxonomy places the organism in Eukaryota, Viridiplantae, Streptophyta, Magnoliopsida, Malvales, Malvaceae. The record is from RefSeq and is a predicted model, not a curated record.
GUGUCCAGAUCCCGUUAUGGAAAAAAUGAUUUAAAUAAGCUUUGGAUAGAGAGUAUAAAAAAUAAGCAGCCUCAUCGCCCCUUCACUCCUAUUCUUCUUUGAUCAUUCCAUUCCAUAAAAUGGCUUACCAGUACAUAGUUGGAGGAGUGAUCGCUUCUCUUCUGGGGUUUGUUUUCUUGUACAAUUCGUUUGUAAGAAGACUCAAGAAGACAAGAAUAUCCUCUAUGGAGUUCCCUGUGGAAACCUGUGUGAAGAAAACGGGAAGCGGCGAGGUUGUUGGGGCUACAGAUAUUAUCAUAGUCGGUGCCGGAGUUGCAGGCGCUGCUCUUGCCUAUACCCUUGGAAAGGACGGACGUCGAGUGCAUGCGAUCGAGAGAGAGUUAAACCAGCCUGACAGAAUUGCUGGUGAAGCUUUAUUACCAGGGGGCUACGUCAAGUUAAUUGAGUUAGGCCUGGAGGAUUGUGUAGAUGAGAUUGAUGCUCAGCGAAUUUUGGGUUAUGAUCUGUACAAGGAUGGAAAGAGUACCAAGAUAUCUUUUCCCUUGGAAAAAUUUCAGUCCCAUGUGGCUGGAAGAAACUUCUAUAAUGGACGCUUUGUACAAAAGUUGCGGGAGAAAGCCGCAUCUCUUCCCAAUGUAAAUCUAGAGCAAGGGACAGUAACAUCUCUGCUUGAAGAAAAUGGGACUAUCAAAGGAGUGUAUUACAAAACCAAGAGUGGUCAAGAGCUGACAGCAUCUGCUCCUCUAACCAUUGUAUGCGAUGGUGGUUUCUCAAAUUUGAGACGCUCUCUCUGCUACCCUAAGGUUGAUAUCCCCUCUUAUUUUGUUGGUUUGGUUCUGGAGAACUGUAAACUUCCGCAUGCAAAUUAUGGAGCUAUUAUACUGGAAGAUCCUUCACCUAUCUUGUUUUAUCCUGUUACCAGCACUGAAAUACGUUGCUUGGUUGAUGUACCUAGCCAAAAACUACCCUCUGUUUCCGGUGGUGAAAUGGCCCAUUUCUUAAAAAAUGUGAUAGCUCCCAAGAUUCCUCCUGAACUACACACUGCCUUUAUCUCUGCAGUAGAGAAGCAGAACAACAUAAGAACUAUGGCGAAUAGAACCAUGCCAGCAGCCCCACUUCCUACUCCUGGUGCACUUUUGAUUGGUGAUGCAUUCAAUAUGCGACAUCCUAUAACCGGAGGAGGAAUGACUGUUGCACUAUCUGAUGUUGUUGUGAUAAGGGAUCUUCUAAGACCCUUGCACAAUCUAGGUAAUGCAUCGGCAGUUUGCAGAUAUCUUGAAUCUUUUUAUACCCUGAGGAAGCCAAUGGCAUCUACAAUAAAUACGUUGGCUGACACCCUACACAAGUUAUUUAGUGCCUCAUCUGAUCCUGCAAUGCAGCAAAUGCAACAAGCAUGUUUCGGCUAUUUGAGUCUUGGAGGCGUUUUUUCGAAUGGACUCUCAUCUCUACUCUCUGGUCUGUACCCUCGUCCGUCAAGUUUAGCAUUUCACUUCUUUGCCAUGGCAGUGUAUGGUGCUGGCCGGUUGCUACUUCCAUUUCCUUCUCCCAACCGCAUGUGGACUGGGGCUAAAUUGAUUUGGACAAAAGCUGCAGCAGCGACUUCUUCUUCUUCUUCUUCCAUGGUGUCUCCAAUGGAAAAUUGUGUGAAGAAAACAGGGAAUGGCGAGGUUGCUGGGAGUACAGACAUUAUCAUAGUUGGCGCUGGAGUUGCUGGUUCUGCCCUUGCUUAUACACUUGGAAAGGACGGACGCCGAGUGCAUGUGAUUGAGAGAGACUUAAGUGAGCCUGACAGAAUUGUUGGUGAACUUCUACAGCCAGGGGGCUACCUUAAGUUAAUUGAAUUGGGUCUUGAAGAUUGUGUAGAUUGCAUUGAUGCUCAACAGGUUUUUGGUUAUGCUCUGUACAAGGAUGGAAAGAAUACCAGGUUGUCUUAUCCCCUGGAAAAGUUUCACUCAGAUGUUGCGGGAAGAAGCUUCCACAAUGGACGUUUCAUACAAAGGAUGCGGCAGAAAGCUGCUUCUCUUCCCAAUGUAACUCUAGAACAAGGAACAGUAACAUCUCUACUUGAAGAAAAUGCGACUAUUAAGGGAGUUCAGUUCAAAACUAAGGGUGGUCAAGAGUUGACCGCAUAUGCUCCCCUUACUAUUGUAUGCGAUGGUUGUUUCUCAAAUUUGAGACGCUCUCUCUGUUACCCGAAGGUUGAUGUCCCCUCUUGUUUUGUUGGAUUGGUUCUGGAGAACUGUGAGCUUCCGCAUGCAAACCAUGGACAUGUUAUAUUGGCAGACCCUUCACCUAUCUUGUUUUACCCUAUCAGCAGCACCGAGAUUCGUUGCUUGGUUGAUGUGCCUGGCCAAAAAGUUCCUUCUGUUUCCAAUGGUGAAAUGGCCCAUUACUUGAAAACUGUGGUGGCUCCCCAGAUUCCUUCUGAACUGUACACUGCCUUUAUCUCCGCAAUUGAUAAGGGGAACAUAAGAAGCAUGCCAAACAGAAGCAUGCCUGCUGCUCCACACUCAACUCCUGGUGCACUUUUAAUGGGUGAUGCAUUCAAUAUGAGACAUCCUUUAACCGGAGGGGGAAUGACUGUUGCACUAUCUGAUAUUGUGGUACUAAGGGAUCUUCUAAGACCCCUGCACGAUCUGUAUGAUGCAUCUACUCUUUGCAAAUCUCUUGAAUCUUUUUAUACCUUGCGGAAGCCAGUGGCAUCUACAAUAAACACAUUGGCUGGAGCCCUAUACAAGGUAUUCAGUGCCUCCCCUGAUCCAGCAAGGAAGGAGAUGCGGCAAGCAUGCUUUGACUACUUGAGCCUUGGAGGCAUAUUCUCAAAUGGACCAAUCUCUCUGCUCUCUGGUCUGAACCCCCGCCCUAUAAGCUUAGUCCUACAUUUCUUCGCAGUCGCUAUCUAUGGCGUUGGCCGCUUGUUACUUCCAUUUCCUUCACCUAAACGCAUUUGGACUGGGGCUAAAUUGAUUUCGGGUGCAUCAGGCAUCAUUUUCCCCAUUAUCAAGGCUGAAGGAGUUAGACAAAUGUUUUUCCCUGUAACUAUGCCAGCAUACUACAGAGGUCCUCCUGUUCAUUGGGAGAAUGAGGAAAACAAUGGGAAAACUCAGAAACCCCACAAAUAUUUACUGCUGAGCCAAACCAAUUUGUAUCAGUAGUUAAUCUUCUGCCACCAAUUCUUUUUGACUUUCUAGCUAAGUAAACAAAACAAGUGUAUAAUAGGAACCAUGUUGGUAUGGUAUUAUUUCAGA